Hypoxylon trugodes is the source of this 2545-nucleotide messenger RNA. Its product is annotated as ABC1-domain-containing protein. Lineage: Eukaryota; Fungi; Ascomycota; Sordariomycetes; Xylariales; Hypoxylaceae. Bases 262 to 2289 code for a protein of 675 amino acids. The record is from RefSeq and is a predicted model, not a curated record. The transcript has 3 exons.
AAUAAACCGGACUAUUGGUGAAAUGUCGGCCGACUCGGUACCAACCGGAGAUAAGAUUAAACAGAUAAGGAAGUAUAUCUAUCGUCAUUGAUCUUCAGCUCGUCGCCUUAUUAGUAAUUUUCUUACCUUGUGACAAAAACUCUCGUCACCCACCUCCGGGGACAUUCGGGAAGGAAGAAAAAAAAAUAUUAUCUACAUGUAUUGGAAGAGGUCGGAAGCGUGUCUUCCGCCUCUGAAGUUUGUGUUGCGCUGUAGCUAAUAAUGUUUCGCAACGGUGUAGCGACGCUUCGCUCAAGCCAUGCUCGCAUACUACCGUAUAAUGUAGCGCACGCGACCACCCGAUCCCUCUCCCGCCUUUCGAGCCGGACACAAAUAAACCAGGCUCAGAUCCGCUCGAUACAGACGCAUAAUUCCUUCGAGCCUCUCCGACCACCCUCCCCCUCAUCCCUCGGCAAACCCAAAGCAGCCCGCGAGUUCAAGCGUAGCCGGAAAUGGGGCCGGCGAUUACUGAUCUUCUCCGUGGUCACCGGCAUCGUCUACGAGAUCGAUCACCACGUCUUCGCAUCGGGUAUCGGACGAUCGCUGCUGACAUUCAGUACGGGUCUAUUCGUGGCGCUGGAUUAUAAAAUAAAUUUCCGGGCAGAGCCGUAUUUUGGGGGUUCGAUUGAGGAUUUGCAUCGGCGCAGUGCGGAGCGGUUGUUUGAUUUGCUGCGCGCUAAUGGCGGUCUUUAUUUGAAGAUUGGUCAGGCUAUUGCUAUGCAGAGCGCUGUCCUGCCGCCGGAGUUUCAAAAGAUGUUUGCGAGGAUGUUUGAUGAUGCACCCCAGGACGAAUGGCGCGAUGUUGAAAAAGUUAUCCGAAAGGACUUUGGUGGUAAGAGUGUCGAGGAAGUCUUUGGUGUUAGCUUCACAGGCGAAGAAGGGAAAGGUCUAAUGGAGAGGAGAGCGAGGGCUAGUGCGAGUGUGGCCCAGGUGCAUUGGGCUAGACUACCGGAUGGUAGGGAGGUUGCUAUUAAGUUGCAGAAGCCAGAGAUUGCUAAGCAGGUUGGCUGGGAUCUUUGGGCUUUCAAGGUCGUUAUGCGAAUUUACACAUGGUGGUUUGACCUACCGCUUUACAGCCUGGUGCCGUUUAUUACGGAACGACUACUGCUCGAAACGGAUUUCGAGUCGGAGGCCAGGAAUUCAGAGAUGAUGCGAGACCUCGUGAAUUCAGAACCCAGUCUCAAAGGCAGAGUAUAUAUCCCUAAGGUCUACUCAGAGUUUACAACAAGACGAGUGUUAGUGACAGAGUGGAUUGAGGGAGUACGGCUCUGGGAUAAAAAUUCCACAACAGGCCGCUGGUUAAGAGGCUCUGGUAACGGGUCUCCCGGAGUUCACGGUGCUCAAUUGCAGUUCAGCCCAGUAGAUAUGGAAGCUGCUCGACGAGAGCUGCGAGUGAACCCCUAUAAGGAGAAGCUGAAGCCCGACCGGGAUAACUGGAAAGGACUAAACGGAAAGGGCGGGCUUGGUCUGUCUGGUAAGGAGGUUAUGACCACAAUGGUGGAUCUGUUUUCGGCUCAAAUAUUCAAAUGGGGGGUCGUCCAUUGCGACCCACACCCUGGUAACAUCUUCAUCCGACGUUUACCAUCAGGAAAGGCCGAGUUGGUACUCAUCGAUCACGGACUCUAUGUUUACAUGUCUUCCAAAUUCCGACAUCAAUACGCCCUAUUCUGGAAAUCGCUGUUGACGUUUGACAACGAUACGAUAGCAGAAAUCACUAAGGAGUGGGGUAUCAAGGCGCCUGACUUAUUUGCGAGUGCGACAUUGAUGCGCCCUUACGAGGGUGGUGAUGGAAGCACAAAAGGGCACAUUAUGAAAGAAUUCAAGGGCAAAACUCCGGCGGAACGACAUUAUGAGGCGCAACAACGAAUGAAGCAAGGCAUUCGCGAGAUAUUAUCAGAUGAAGAUAAAUGGCCCCAAGAGCUCAUCUUCAUCGGUCGCAAUAUGCGUAUCGUGCAGGGCAAUAACCAAUUUAUGGGAUCACCUAUCAAUCGUGUUAAGAUAAUGGGUAACUGGGCGAGUCGAAGCUUGUUCCAGGACCCCAAUCUACCAUGGAGGGAGCGCAUGACGAACGCUUGGCGACAUCUCCUAUUCAGGACCGUUCUAUUCGCCACAGAUGUGGCAUUUUAUACCUUCAAAGUCCGGCAAUGGCUUGGAUUAGGAGGUGGCAUGGAAGAUGAAGUUGAGGCUAGGAUGAAAACCAUGGCAAAAGACUUUGGUGUUGAGCUGCAGCAUGAGGUUUUUGAGGGCUAAAUCCCGGACUUAUAUUUAGAUCUCGAUUUCGAUCUAGAAGGAAUACCUGUGGUACUACCUAAAAUAUUGUGUAGAAUCAUAAAAGCAUACAUAGACGGAUGGACGGGGUAAAGACAGCAUAUAGAGCAGCAAGCUAACUUGUACUAUAUAGGUGUAGAUGUACUCCCUAAAAAGACAACUUACCUCUUUUACUAUUUCAAAGAAAAUCGGUAUUGAUCAUAGAACUUAGAAAUCGCCGAUUGAUACACCAAAGUGC